Molecule: messenger RNA, 1777 nt
Organism: Dryobates pubescens (Downy woodpecker)
Lineage: Eukaryota; Metazoa; Chordata; Aves; Piciformes; Picidae
Gene: OC90
Product: otoconin 90
Exons: 15
Coding region: 1-1734 (577 amino acids)
Biological process (GO): phospholipid metabolic process; lipid catabolic process; arachidonate secretion
Cellular component (GO): extracellular matrix
Molecular function (GO): calcium ion binding; phospholipid binding
Source: RefSeq, a predicted model, not a curated record
AUGACUUAUCAGUACAGUUCUGGGCUUUCCUGGGUGCAGAUGGAGCUGGGCAAGUGUUUCAUGACUUUGAUAAAUCAGCUGGCUGGUGUAGGAAGGUAUCGAAAAUGCCUGCGGUGUGGCCAAAAAUUGGAGCCACCAGCAUUCCUGCCAGAGCUUCUUGACACGCCUGAAAGAAUCUUAAACAAUGCCACAUUCUUCAAUGGAGUCUUUCAAAAUGUGGAAAGUGUUGCAUUGUUUUUUGACUGCCUGGGUUCUCACUUCACCUGGUUACAGUCCAUCUUCACUAACUUCCCUGCCCUGCUCAACUUUGUGAACAAAAUGAAGUGUGUUACCGGUUUAUGUCCCAGGGAUUUUGAAGACUAUGGUUGCUCUUGCCGCUUUGAGAUGGAGGGGUUCCCCGUGGAUGAAGCUGAUGACUGCUGUUUUCAGCACCGCAAAUGCUAUGAGGAAGCAGUGGAGAUAGACUGCACAUGGGAUCCAUCAAAGAUUUCUACAGAUGUCAGCUGCUCUACUGAAAACUUGACAUGUGAGUUUGGGGAUCCCUGUGAACAGUUCCUUUGCAACUGUGACAAAGAUGCCAUUGAAUGUUUUGUGAAUGCACAUAUUAACUCUUCCUUGAAUGGGCUGGAUGUCUCCUUCUGUCUAUCUCUGGUUACAGAAACCACCAGCAAGAGAGUGAUGACAACACCUCACAUGGAAGAUCUCCUUCUUCAUGGGACUGACAAAACAGAGGCUGUGACUGCAUCCCUAGAAGAAGUGAUUUCUUUUGAGCCCACUGAGAUUGUCCUAGGGACUUCCAAAGAUAGAGUUACCACGAAGGACCACAAAGGCACAGCUCCAUCUCCUCCCAUCAUCUCACUAAAAGAAGAGGAUGGAUUUAUGGAAGCUGUGGUCCCAGUGGAAGAGAUAACCACCUCCCCAGCCCCAUUCCCAGGAGAUACUAACUCAAUGCAAGUCAAAAUUGUCCCCACUGCAAAGAUUCUUACAGCCACAUCUACAAGGGCAAAAGAAAAAGUCUUAUCUAUGUGUAUGUCAUCUGUAGAAACAAGCCCUGCAAGUGGUAGCCGGAGCACAACUUCCUCUGGAAUAGGUCUCAAACUAGUGCAGUCUGAUAGGGGACCAAAUGAACCUGCAGGAAAAGUAUGUGAGCGAUUAACCUUUCUUCAAGAGAGAGGCAAUGGAAGAGAGAAGAGGGAGCUGCCCCAGCUAGGAGAAAUGCUGUUCUGUUUAACCGAGCGAUGCCCAGAGGACUUUGAGUCUUACGGUUGCUACUGUGGCCAAGAAGGAAGAGGUUAUCCUACUGAUGCUCUGGACAGGUGCUGCUUCUCUCAUCAUUGUUGUAUGGAACAAGUUAAGAAACUUGGAUGUGCUGCAGAAAGAAGUUCAAGAUCUGAAGUUGUUUGUUUUGAUCAUAAGCCAAAAUGUAUUGGUUGGACCAUCUGUGAGAAACUACUAUGUGUUUGUGAUAAAACAACAGCUGAAUGCAUGGCUUCUGCCUUCUUCAAUGAAAGCCUUAAGUUUCCACACAGGCAUGAGUGCCAAGGGGAGAAAAUCUCAUGCCCAAAAGAUCCUUAUGAGAGGCCUUCAGUGGGCACAGAAAUAGGCACCGAGAUUUCCAGCUCCGAGGAGAGCAGUGAGGAGGAAGGUCCACUACUGAGUGUAUUAAGAAGAGCAAAGAGAGAGACACUCCGAGCCGCUGGAAACCCCAGAACUGUGCAACAUGGAGGCAGAUAACCAACCGCACCGUGUGCACCUGAGAAACGGCACCGAGACUUUC